Punctularia strigosozonata HHB-11173 SS5 is the source of this 1089-nucleotide messenger RNA. Its product is annotated as Uroporphyrinogen decarboxylase. Lineage: Eukaryota; Fungi; Basidiomycota; Agaricomycetes; Corticiales; Punctulariaceae. Gene Ontology annotation, biological process: heme biosynthetic process. Gene Ontology annotation, molecular function: uroporphyrinogen decarboxylase activity. The coding region runs from base 1 to 1089 and encodes 362 amino acids. The record is from RefSeq and is a predicted model, not a curated record. Gene Ontology annotation, cellular component: cytosol. The transcript has 4 exons.
AUGUCGCCCAGUGAAGACUUUCCCCCACUGAAAAACACCCUCUUGUUGCAAGCUGCACGUCGUGAGAAAACACAACGUGCUCCUGUAUGGCUAGUUCGACAAGCCGCUCGUUAUCUUCCGGAGUUCAUGGAGAUACGGAAGUCUCACGAGUUCUUCGAGAUCUGUAAGACCCCGAGUCUUGCAUGCGAGGUGACGAUGCAACCUAUCCGUCGGUAUACCGGCAUCUUGGACGGGGCGAUAAUCUUUGGCGACAUUCUCGUGAUACCCCAAGUCAUGGGGAUGACUGUCGAGGUCAAGUUGGGUCCGUACUUUCCCGAUCCGCUACAAACACCAAGCGAUCUCCGAAAACUGAAAAUGGAGGUCGAAAUCGAGACCGCUUUGGAGUAUAUGCUGAACGCAAUCUCCUUGACGAGGCGAAGACUUGAGGGUGAAGUGCCUGUGAUCGGUUUCACAGGCGCGCCGUGGACGUUGCUAGUUUUGAUGACGGGUGGAGGCUCUCAGACGCAGAAACAGGCCAAGAGGUGGUUGUAUUCGUAUCCGCAGGAAACUGCCACAUUCCUCGGUCGCCUCGCGGAGAUAUGCAUUGACUUUCUGGUCGCGCAAGUUCAAGCUGGCGCGCAGUUCCUACAGAUUUUUGAGUCAUUCACGGGCGACCUCACGAUGCAUCACUUGCACAACUUCUCAUUUCCAUCCUUGAGGCGCAUCGCCAGCGGCGUACACGAUCGUCUACGCGAGAAAGAGCUACCUGUCGUUCCGCUCUCCUUGUUCGCAAAGGGUGCGAGCCAUGCUCUAGCCGAAAUGGCCGACCUCGGUUUCGAUGUCAUCAGCGUCGACCAUACAGUCGACCUCGUAAAAUGUCGGGAAGUAGUCGGAGACAGGGUCGCGCUUCAUGGCAACAUAGAUCCAAUGGUGUUGUUCGCGGGAAAGGACGCCAUUGAACGAGAAGUCAAGAGGGUCUGCGAUGCCGUUGCUGCUAGUGGAGGUGAUCGUGGAUGGAUUGCGGGAUUGUCGCACGGUGUUCCAGAUGGUGCUGAUGCGGAAUCCGUUCGACAUCUCUUGGAGUGCAUCCGGCAGUAUUCCGCGACGUAG